Messenger RNA from Echinostoma caproni, 2502 nucleotides. The record is from the annotation of a GenBank genome assembly. NCBI's taxonomy places the organism in Eukaryota, Metazoa, Platyhelminthes, Trematoda, Plagiorchiida, Echinostomatidae.
AUGAAAACAUCCGUGGUUAGGUUCAAUUAUCCCAAAACUUCUCGCAGAUUUGCCCGAGAUAGCAAUCGGCUGACAACGGAAGGUACAGAAAUCACCCGCACCCGGAAGAGCACCCUAUCCAGACCGCCGUCUAAAGAGGAGUGCAUAUCAGACCAGUUUAAUUACGCCAUUCUAAGAGGCUGUCUAUGCUAUCUGUUUCAAAGCACUGGUCUUAGCAACGGAACAUUUCUGUCGCCAGAAUUGGACUUUUUACGCAUUAAACAACUGACGUGUUUAUUAUUCACCUUUGUCGGUGAUGUGAACGAAAUUGUGCGGCUGGAAUUUACUCACUUCCUGCUGGAUCCAAAAGACCCGCCCCAGGAAAAUUCAUCGAACUGUCAUAGUUACAUACGCAUUUUUGAUUCCCUCGAGCGGGCGGAGUUAAAUCAGAAUGACCAAGAAGCAUUUCGACUUUGUGGGUCUGAGCGAAAUUUACCACAACGUGUGUUCUACUCAACCGGUCGUGUUUUAAUUUUUGAGAUCCAUCUGGUGUGGCAAUAUUCCAACCCCAUCGAUCUUCGCGGACGAUUUCAAUUUGAAUCCAAAGAAUGGUACCUGUCUGGUGGAGCUCCGAUUCCUCAAUCUACUUGUGAUCGAUUGUUUCUCAGUCCCGACACUUAUUCCGCCUCCUUUUUUCACACGGACAAAAACUAUCCCAAAGUGAAUACACACUCGAGAAGUGGUCGUUUCUUCAGCCCUGGGUUCCCGAGGAACUAUCCUGUAAAUAGCACAUGUACAUAUUAUUUUAUUGGAACAACAGAAGAACGUAUCAGUAUUUCCCUUACGGACGUCAAUUUGCGCGGUCCAGAACAGUGUGGUACAACUCACUCACACGACCAAAUCGAAAUUCGCGACCUGGAUGCAAGCAUAAAACUCACCCAGACUGGGCCAAUUGAUCAGCAUACAAAAAUGCGAAUUAGAUCAAUUAAACCGGUUGCAAUUGUCUGUGGUCGGGUAACAGAAACCACGAUCGUAUCGGAUGGUCCCAGUUUAACACUUCAUUUUAUCUCGACCAAUGCGAACUGGUUGAGAGGUGGAGGAGGAGGAUUUGGAUUUCGCGGGCGAUAUGAAUUUAUCGGCGCACAUGACUUCCGAAUUGUGACCGGUCACAACCGGUUGAUCACCAGACAAUUUGAAGCAAAAGAUCAAGUGGCUGAUCAAAGCAUUCAAACUUCUGGUGAAAGCAAGGGCUUCGUGGUGAAGCACAUCAAACCGGAUGCGCAUCGUCUGAGUGGUGUGAUCGAAAGCCCCAAUUACCCUCGACCGUACCCGGAGAAUUUGCAAAUGCACUACGUAUUUCACGUUCCACCGGAAAUGCGUGUUAGAAUCAAAUUUUUUGAUUUCUGCCUGGAUAAUCAUGACGCCAACAGUUGCCCGCUCUCGAAUUCCGAUCGUCUUGAAGUCUACGACGGAGCCUACCCAGAGACCACUCGACAACUUGUUCUGUGCGGAGCAGAGGUACCAACUAUAUUAUUCCACAAACAGUCCUCUGCCGGUGAACUGAUUUCCAGUAAAGACAUUUUCACACUUCGUUUCCUAACGGACGCGAUCCGGUUCGGAAAUGAACGAGGUUUUGUACUGUCAUACGCAUUUACCCCUGGCACGCAUCUCUCAUCGCCAGAGCGAUAUGCACUGAAACCGCAACAGUCUCACAGUACGGUACACACAGGAAGUGACGAGUGGCCUGAAUCGUUAAUGGAGGGUGACUGUCAGUACCUGAUCAGGAGUCACGGGAAAGAUGAUACGGGACAUAUAUGGAUCGCUCGUUACGUGCACACGUUACCUGGAAAUAUAAGCCAGUUGCAGGGUGGCAAGGUGCCCAAUUGUCGGUGGCGUUUGCGAGGAAAACCGGGACAACGGAUCCAGUUGAAGUUAAUUAAGCAAACCGGAACACCGAGAUCUUACGAAUCGACGGCCAGAAUCAGUCCAAUACAACAUGACGAACAAUCAGGGCUUGAUCGAAUUCGGUCGUCUUUGGAACAAUCCGGGCGAACGAGGUCAUAUUUGACGAACUUGAAGUGUCACACUCCGAUUUCGGUCGAGUUAGUAAACUAUCGACCGAUUACCGCACAAGGUGAACAAGAGUUCAAAGAGAUGGAUCAUCUGUUGGAUGAAAAACAUUUCGGGUUGCGUACAGCUUCGCUGAUUCUACCAGAUGAUGCCCAGUUGAGCUCCACAGCGCAGGAAGAACAGGCUAAUACCAAUGCGCCUAAUUUCAUACAUUCCAAUGUGAUACCACGUGUCGAACCAUCGGAUCCUGUCCGACUGUGUGCAGAUGAGUCGGUCAGCCAGUCUCCGGCCGCUAAAGGUUUCAUGUCCGGCAAUGUACCCCAGUUAGACGUCAUUUUGCGCCUAGAUACUCCUGUUUUCAACGAGCAAUCCAAAGGUCCUGUUAUGAAGCAAUUAGCUGACUAUUUGAUUCUGGGCUAUGAUAUUCAGUAUAAAUUUGUCACCGGUGAGUGA